CAUAUACAUAUAGAUACAUAUUCAUACUUAUAUACAUUAAAGAUGAAGAGCUUUACAAAGAAGGUUGCUAUGGUCAAGCAGAAUGCCAUGGAGAAGAUGGGCAAGUCAGAGUCACAGGCUGAUGAUGCCUCUACCAAGGCACUCAAGGAGAGACUAGUCCUCAUCAGAAAGCUUUACAAAGAUGUCCACUCAACUGGAAAGAACUAUUGUCAAGAGAGUGAUAAGUUGGCAAAGGAAGGACUUUUGUUCUCAGAGGCAUUGAUCCAGUUCUCGACUGGAUGUAUUGAUGAUGAGACUGUUGGUGUUGUGAUCAAGUGUGUGUCAUCGCAGGUCAAGUCAUUGGAGGAGACAAGGACAACUUGCAAUGCAGAGUCUGCUCACACGAUGAUCAACAACUUGGGCAAGCUGCAAGAUGCCGAGCUCAAGCGUGCCAACGAUCUGAAGAGCAAGCAGGAUUCAAUCCGUCUCGAGUACGACACUUUGUUGGAGCGUCUGAACGACGCCAAGAAGAAGAACGAUUCCAGCUCGCCAAAGGUCAUGACGGCCGAGCGCGAGUGUCAGACCUGCAAGGAGAACUACGAUAAGGUCACCAGCGAGUUCAUCGAGGCCAUGGAGCAGCUCAACAGUGAGAUGAACCGUCAACUGGUCACCGAGCUGCGUCAAUACGCUCGUGCUCAAAUGGACUUCCACAUGCGUGCUGCUGAAAUGUGGAAUGACACCAACAAUGCCCUGUCGGCGUUCCAGGCCUAA
This is a messenger RNA of Acytostelium subglobosum LB1, 750 nucleotides long. RefSeq lists its product as hypothetical. The transcript is spliced from 2 exons. Gene Ontology annotation, cellular component: cytoplasm. The annotation marks the transcript as partial. Gene Ontology annotation, molecular function: protein domain specific binding. Lineage: Eukaryota; Evosea; Eumycetozoa; Acytosteliales; Acytosteliaceae. The record is from RefSeq and is a predicted model, not a curated record.